Molecule: messenger RNA, 768 nt
Organism: Anisakis simplex (herring worm)
Lineage: Eukaryota; Metazoa; Nematoda; Chromadorea; Rhabditida; Anisakidae
Source: the annotation of a GenBank genome assembly
AUGGCGAAGAAAAAGGCGACAGUACGUUUUGCAGACGAUGAAGAUGUGAGACAAAAUCAGCGAAGCACUCAAAGGAAUCGAAAGUUAUCCGUUUCAGCACCUCAACGCGCUUUUUCAGCCAGUGAACUAUCCGAAGAUGAGCGCAUGAUUUUGCAAAGUCGUCGAUCCUCCACUCGAAUUCCAGGAACGCCGAGUCUGAUCGCUCGCACACCUCAACCACUGUUACCCGAAUCCGAGAGAUUCUCUUCAAAUUUGCGUCAACGUCCGUCUAUUGAUCGCUUCCAAGUUGCAGUUAUAAGUCGUACACCUCCACCAUCAACUUCGUUAAACUCAAGACGACGUCAACGAGCACAGUCAAAAUCCGACGAAACUACUCCAAACUAUGAUCGAUCUCAACAAAAACCUCCUGAUCUAACCAAUGAUUCGAAUUUACAAACAAUUAUGAAGUCUGGCAGCUUGGAACCUGAACCACUACUGAACCCAAUGAACUCGACAAACUCAAAAACUCGUAAUAAUGGUCCCAAAACACUGGCAAAUGAUCCAUCACUUCGAGCCAAUGAUGAGAUGAGUGAUAACAAGAUAUCAUCAGUUCAUGCCACACGUUCAAGUUUAUCACCAUUGUCACCUUUACCAGCCACUUACAAGUCGAAACAACAACAGGAUUUCGAUACUGAGUCAGCAGUUGUUGAAUUAACAAAACAACAGCCGAAUAAUCAAUCUCAAGUUGAUUAUGAGGUACUUUUCUUAUCAAUGCGUAUUGAGUUUUGA